Molecule: messenger RNA, 990 nt
Organism: Didymodactylos carnosus
Lineage: Eukaryota; Metazoa; Rotifera; Eurotatoria; Philodinida; Philodinidae
Source: the annotation of a GenBank genome assembly
AUGUCAGAAGCUGUGAAUCUCGCCCUAUAUUUAAAAACAAUUGCAACUCAACUAACACGUUAUUUGUCUAUAUUCAUUCUUCUAUGUGGAACAAUAGGUAAUAUGUUAAAUAUAAUUGUAUUUACGCAACGCUCAUUACGUUCGAAUCCAUGCUCAAUUUUUUUUUUAUCGUCAUCGAUAUCAAGUUUAUUUGCACUCUUUUCUGGUCUUAUAACACGGAUAUUAGCCACAUAUCAACUCGAUCCAACUAGUAAGUCACCUAUACAAUGUAAAAUAAGAAAUUUUCUCAUGUUUUCAACAUUAACAACAUCAACAUGGUUUAUUGCAUUCGCUUCAAUUGAUCGCUAUUUGGUUAGUAGUCACAAUGGCAGACACCGUCAACUAAGUAAUCUAAAAAGAACUUAUUAUCUUGUUGGAAUUUUAACAAUUUUAUCAAUAUUGAUCUGUAGCGAGAUGUUUUAUUGUUUUGAAGCUAACCUUUCAACUCCACCAUCACCAGUACCGUGUUAUUCUAAAAAUUAUCCAUGUCGAUUAUAUAAUGAUUUAACAUUUGCAAUUAUAGUUGUACUAAUACCUUGUUUUAUAAUGUCAGUAUUUGGAUAUUUAACAAUAUUAAAUGUUAGAAAACUUAACCUAUUAGUUUAUGUUUCGUCUACUCAAAAUGCUACAAGAAAACUUAAAAGAUCUGAUCGACAAUUAAUACAAAUGUUACUUAUACAAGUUGUGUUAACAACAAUGCUUGCAUUACCAAUAGCCGUUCAGCGUUUGUAUGCAACAUUCACCAUAAAUUUAGUUAAAAAUCAAUUACAAUUAUCAAUUGAAAGUUUUUCAUAUCAAAUACUUCUGUUAUUAACUUUUAUUAGUAUGGGUAUACCAUUUUAUUUAUACUUAUUAACUAGUACACUAUUUAGACACACACUUAUGGAUCUAUUUUGUAAAUAUUCAAUGCAUCGGACAAUUUCAACACAGAAAAAAAGUGUUUCUACAUGA